Pelecanus crispus (Dalmatian pelican) is the source of this 3164-nucleotide messenger RNA. NCBI's taxonomy places the organism in Eukaryota, Metazoa, Chordata, Aves, Pelecaniformes, Pelecanidae. The record is from RefSeq and is a predicted model, not a curated record.
CCAUGCAAGAAACGGCGAGAGGAAGAUGCUUCUGUAAAAACAAUCACAAGAUAUUUUUCACCAUUAGCAAAACCAGCAGAUAAAUUGUUGUCACCACCAAAACCCAACAAUAUAUUGGAUUAUUUUAAAAAGACUGCUGUAACUGAGAAAGCUACGUUACCAGUUGUAGCUGGAGAAAAUAAAACACCGUUGGAUGCUGAUGACAGAGACUGUAAGUCACCUUUUAAACCACCUUUAAAGCGGAAGAGGAAAGGGAAGAGAGUUAUUGUAAAUAAUAAGCUAAGACAGAUGAAAGAAUCUGAGACUGAACAUGAAAUAGAAAUUAGUAGUGAUAACAGCAGAGAAACAACAGGACUGAAACAAGAUAGUAAUGAUUUUAUUGCUACUUGUACUUUAGUUGACCAAAAAUGUGCAAGAGAAUUAGCAGAAGAUAAUGUGCAAGGAGAGAACCUCUCAAAUGCUGUCAUCUACAGAAAAAAUGCGAAGAAAGUUGUUUCAGAAAUAAACAGAACAAAAAAUAGGAUAAGAAAAUCAAGGAAAAGGAAGCACAAAGUAGAUAUGGAUUUGUCUGAAAGUUUUUCAUCUGAAAACCAGCUGAAUGAAAAGUGGAGAAAGGAAACCGAAGAUAAGAAAAAGAUGGUGUCUCCUACAAUAGCAGAGUGUGACGCUACUGUUAGUGACUCCAGUUUUGAAGUUCAUAUGGAUGAUAAGACAUCACAGGUAAAUAAUAGCAUAAUAACAGUGUCAUUUGAGGACUUCUUGAAGAGUCAGGGAGAAAAUAACGUAGAUCAUAUUGAAGAAGACACAAAGCCAAUGAUGGACAAUUCUGCUACAGCAAAUGAAAUGGACAAAAGUUAUUGUAUAAGUGACCCAGAAAAGUGUGAGGAAUCUCAACAGCUACCACUUAGAACAGUAACUGUCCUUGCACAAGUUCAUUCCAUUCCCCCAAAAUUAGCUCCUUUACAUAAGGAGCAAAAAUGCUCUAGGAAAAUAGCUUCCAUUUUUUUGAAGCAGAAGGGAUGUGUAGGGGAAAAAGAAAGUAGCCCACCCCUCUUGGACAGUGAACAAACCGAACAGGUUGCUCAGAAGAGAAAAUCUAAUGUAGUUAUUGAGGAAGAAGAAUUGGAGUUAGCUGUACUAGAGACUGCAGGGUCAGAUUCUUUGAAGCCAAAAUGUACUCUGGAAGAAAGGCAUCAGUUUAUGAAGGCAUUUAGACAACCAACAUCAGAUGUAAUAAAAAGCGGAGUUAAAAAGGCACCUGGAAAACAAAAGCAAGCCAUUGGAAAGUCUUCAAAAGAAAAAGAAGGACCUGAAGAUGACAUUGCUUCAAAUAAAGGAUUAGAAAGUGGAGUACCAGAAGAUUAUAUGGACAAAUAUACACAUUCUAGUCCUGAAAACAACAGAACUAAAACCAAAAGACCUAAAAAGUUUCAGAAAAAAGGAAACGGAAGGAGGAAGGCUUCAGAAACUAAGGAAACAAAUGUCUCAAAUACUAGCAGUUAUAAUGGAGAUGUGGAUUCGGGAACUAAUGUUCUUACUAAGGAAAACACCUUAGAUGUAAGAAUUUCAUCAAGUCCAAAAGUGAAUGAGUUAAGAAGGAGUUUAAGGCAGAAGAAAAUCAAAACAUCAAAAAUUGUUACACCUAAAAAAAACAGGAUUAGAAAUACCUUUUCUGAAGAUGAAUUAAGUGGCUGUUCUUUUCAUACUUCUACACCAAAAGCAAGCAAGCGACCCUUGAAGAAAAGUAACGUGUAUAAAGCCGAGGUGAUUACGGUGCCAUUUGAUGGAAACAGCCCAAUAAGAAUGAGGUUUACACGUAUCAAUGCGACUGCAAAAUCGAAUAAAGCUGAAGCAAUGAAAAAUGAAGAGUUUAGCUCCAAAAAUAUAAAGAUAAGCUCUACUUCUAAAAAUAUAUCCAAAGCAAAACAGCUGAUUGAAAAAGCGAAGGCUAUACGGCAUAAUAGAUCAAAGGUUAAUGAAGACUCACCAGCUCCUGUGAGGCGCUCAUCUCGACAGCGAGCUCUUGCUGAAAAGAAAAAGUUACAAGAAAGUGAAGAAUCGGUAGUAAUUCUAGAUUCAAGCCUGAGUAAUGACACUACUACAGUGGAGAAUGUGAAGCAAAAGAAUCUUCGGAGCUUAAAUGAUGUUUUGGGGAAAAAGUCUGGAAACUUGAAGGUUGCGAAGAACUCAAAUGGAAAACUGGGAUAUCCACCUUCCUCCCUAGGCAGAUAUGCUCAAAACUCUGCAGGUGAACCAAUUGUGAUCUUUGAUGAAAGCAGCCAAGAUGCAUCUGAAAAUUCUCAAGACGAUGAUCAGUUCAGAGCAAAACGUGAAUUCUUGAUGAGUGGAUUGCCAGAGUCACUGAAAAGACAGAUUGCGAAGAAAGCAGCAGCAAUGGAAGCAUACUCUCUUGCAAGUUCAUGUUUUAGGACUGUUGUCCAUGUACAGCAGAAAGAUGACUGUUAUCCAAUGUGGAAAUUGAAAUCACCAUCGUGUCCUCUAUUAACUAGGCUAAGGAAAGUGAACACUGAAGUCACCAAUGUCACAAAAAUCACUCUGUCGCUUGGUGAAUUUUCUACUGUGAAUUCAAAACUAACUGGAAACUGUUCUGCACCUGUGCUUUCUGGCCACCGACCAGUUUUUCCUGAUACAUUCAAGGAAGAUUUACUUGAUGAGAUAAUGUCUUCUAGUUCUCAAUUUCCUGUGAGAAAAUACUUUUACAAGUUUCUGAAAAAGCAAACGGAACGGUUGGUUCUUGAAAACAGUAUACAAGGUUACAGAGAUCGCACUGCAAAUUCUGAGGUAAAUCAGAAACAUUCUGACAACUGGAAGGAAACUAAGAGGAAAAGGAAAGAAAUGGAAGACCACAAAUCAAAAAGAAGAAAACAAAUUGAAGGUACAGAGACAGAAAUAAAAUCCAGAGUUUCCAGGAACCUUAUUUCUCCUGUAUCUGGAGAAAAACAAGCAGAGACAGGACAAGCCAUGCAUUUGGGAAAAAACAAGACCCAGAAAUCAGAUGUUACAACACAAGACACUGAAUAUUUAUUGGAGCCAAAUGCACUUUCAGGUGUUGAAAAGGAAGACAUGCUCUGGACAGAAAAAUAUCAGCCUCAAGAUUCCAGUGAACUUGUAGGGAACAAGAAAGAAAUUGAAAGGCUACACAG